Rosa rugosa (rugosa rose) is the source of this 1561-nucleotide messenger RNA. Its product is annotated as nuclear transcription factor Y subunit A-1. Gene Ontology annotation, molecular function: RNA polymerase II cis-regulatory region sequence-specific DNA binding; DNA-binding transcription factor activity, RNA polymerase II-specific. The transcript is spliced from 6 exons. Bases 180 to 1211 code for a protein of 343 amino acids. The record is from RefSeq and is a predicted model, not a curated record. Gene Ontology annotation, biological process: regulation of transcription by RNA polymerase II. NCBI's taxonomy places the organism in Eukaryota, Viridiplantae, Streptophyta, Magnoliopsida, Rosales, Rosaceae. Gene Ontology annotation, cellular component: CCAAT-binding factor complex.
GGAAUUUAUAUAGGGUCGUCGGAGGAGGAGGAGUACAGUUACCUACACAAGUGAGAUUGUAUGGAAUUGCAGAGAGAUUGUGAGAUUCCGUGAUGCCCAAAAUCUAGGGUUUUUGUUUUCUCUAAUUGGCUUCUUUCUCUCUCUCUCUCUCUCUCGGCAAAACUUCGGAUAUUUGAGGCAUGCAGCCAAAGUCUGAUACUGAAAACCGAAUACCUGCUGAUCGUCAUUCCAUUCCACCAUCCACUGUUUCUUCAGAACCUUGGUGGCGUACUGUUGGGUAUAACCCCACCUCCCCAGCCGUGGCAGGGAUAAAUGCAUCCAAUUCAUCUUCUUUUGAACGCCCAAAGAGUCGUUCAGAAUCCAGUGAUGACAAAUCUGUUUCUGAUGAUGGAUCAAAUGAGGAUGAUGAUAAUGCCACCAAAAAGUCACAAAUGACAUCUCCUCAGUCAGUUGGAAAUAAAAACCAGGAUUUGCAGCUUGUUUCGUCCACUGUUCCUACAGUGCAUGAUGAAGGCGUUGCUCAGCCACCACAGCUUGAACUUAUUGGUCACUCUAUUGCUUGUGCCUCAAAUCCUUACCAGGAUCCAUAUUAUGCAGGAAUGAUGGCGGCUUAUGGACAUCAGCCUUUGGGUUAUCCUCCUUUUGUUGGAGUGCCACAUGCUAGAAUGCCUUUGCCUCUUGAGAUGGCACAGGAGCCUGUAUAUGUCAAUGCAAAACAAUACCAAGGGAUUCUACGGCGAAGACAGGCACGUGCAAAAGCAGAACUUGAAAAGAAGCUAAUUAAAGUCAGAAAGCCAUAUCUUCAUGAAUCACGACAUCAACAUGCUAUGAGAAGGGCAAGAGGUACUGGAGGACGUUUUGCAAGGAAAACAAAUGGUGAUACUUCAAAGACCACCGGCCAAGAAAAGGCAUCAAUUUCUGGUCCAGCCCAUUCAUCACAGUCUGCCAGUUCAUCAGGCUCAGAACCCUUACCCUCAGAUUCUGCAGAAACAUGUAGUCAACCGGAAGCUAGUCGACCCCAAGUACAUGAUGCAUAUGCCACUAACAAUUAUGUAAAUGGUAGUGGCUGCUACCAGACUCAUGGUGGCUUGCAGGCUUCAUUGUAUCGUUCGUACUCGGGAAAAAGAAGGGACGAAGGAGACUGUACAGGCCAGCAACGGGGAAGUAUGUCUUCAAAUCAGGGUUCACAGAGGCGUCUUGCCAUCCAGUGAAACCCUGGGAGGUGGAUGCUGGGAUCGAGGAUUUGACCCCUGCCAGAGUGGGGUGAUGCCCCUGGUUAUCUUCACACAAGGCAAUUCAUUCUUGGCUUUUUUCUUGUGGCGUGGAUAAAAAUGAAAGAAGAGAUGAUUCUGUGAAGUUGUUUGAUGCUUCACUACGUCCUUCUUCCCAUUUUUGCCUAGUGUACAGAUUAGUUUUCAGUAAUUCAAGUACAUAGCAAAGACGAAAAGUCUAAAGUAAUAGUAUCUCAGGCUAAUGGUCAAACCAUCUUGUGUAUUAUGUUUGCCACAAUUAUUUUCUGAUAGGACGAAGGCCUGAAAUUGAAUUUUCAAUGUUCCUUGUU